This is a messenger RNA of Elaeis guineensis (African oil palm), 1871 nucleotides long. RefSeq names its product ATP-dependent 6-phosphofructokinase 2. NCBI's taxonomy places the organism in Eukaryota, Viridiplantae, Streptophyta, Magnoliopsida, Arecales, Arecaceae. Gene Ontology annotation, biological process: glycolytic process; fructose 6-phosphate metabolic process. Gene Ontology annotation, molecular function: ATP binding; 6-phosphofructokinase activity. The record is from RefSeq and is a predicted model, not a curated record.
AAAUCUCUCCGUCUACCACCCCUAUUCCAUCUCUCCUCCGCUGCAACUGCUCCAAUGGAAAACGCCGUGCCUCCGAACUCGAACACCGGUCCCGUCACCGCCACCGGUGACGAUAACGCCACCUCCAUCACGGACUUCUCCCUUCCCCCGAUAACCCUCCAGAAGCUCCCCCACCUUUCGGACUACGUCCCUAACCUCACCACCCUCACCAGCCCCAUCGAUCGCAGCCCCUUCUACCACCCCUUCCCCGGCUUCUACCUUUCCCCCUCCGACAUCAUCCUCCGCCAUAUCCUCUUCGAUCUCUCCUCCGCUGCCUCCGACGGUGGCGGCCGCCUCCUCGCCUACCACCGCGCUGGGCCGCGGCAGACCAUCCACUUCGACCCGGACACCGUCCGAGCGGCGAUCGUCACCUGCGGCGGUCUCUGCCCGGGUCUCAACACCGUGAUACGGGAGCUGGUGGUGGGGCUCUGGGACCUCUAUGGGGUGCGCCAGAUCUUCGGUGUGCCGUCCGGCUACCGCGGAUUCUACUCGAUGGAACCGAUGAAGUUGGAUCCCAAGAUGGUGCACAACUGGCACAAGAGGGGCGGGACGGUCCUCACGACAUCCAGAGGUGGCUUCGAUCUUGAGAAAAUUGUGGAUGCGAUCGAGCAGCGUGGGUUUAACCAGCUAUAUGUCAUUGGCGGGGAUGGAACUAUGAGGGGUGCUGUAAAAAUCUUUAGAGAGAUCCAACGCCGCAAACUAAACAUAUCCAUAACUGGGAUCCCCAAAACAGUUGACAAUGAUAUUGGCAUCAUAGACAGGUCAUUCGGGUUCCAGACUGCAGUGGAGAUGGCACAGGAAGCAAUCGAUGCUGCUCAUGUGGAGUCUGACAGUGCUGUGAAUGGCAUUGGACUUGUCAAACUAAUGGGCAGGAGCACAGGGCACAUUGCACUCCAUGCAACAUUAAGCAGUCGUGUUGUGGAUUGUUGUUUGAUCCCUGAGAAUGAUUUCUACUUGGAGGGUAAAGGUGGGCUAUUCGAAUUCCUUGAUCAGAGGCUAAAACAGAAUGGGCAUGCUGUGAUCGUGGUAGCUGAGGGGGCUGGGCAAGAUAUGAUACCAAGAACUGAUAAACAGAAAGAAGAGAAGGAUGAGUCUGGCAAUCCUGUGUUUUUGGAUGUGGGACCAUGGUUGAAGUCUGAGCUGAAGAAGUGGUGGGAACAUGACCACCCUGGAGAGCUGUUCACGGUGAAAUAUAUAGACCCUACAUACAUGAUACGAGCAGUUCCAGCAAAUGCCACUGACAACUUAUAUUGUACCAUAUUGGCACAUUCUGCAAUCCAUGGAGUCAUGGCUGGCUACACCGGGUUUGUACCAGGUCCCAUAAAUGGCAAUUAUGCCUACAUUCCAAUGGAGGAGGUUGCGGUUUCCCGAAACGUGGUGGAUACGAAGGAUCAUAAAUGGGCAUGGGUCAGAUCGGUGACAAGUCAGCCAGAUUUUCAGAAAUGCUAGAACCAAGGUGCCUGGAAAAAAUGUGAGAGCUUUCUUAAGCCCUUUUGUCUGUUGUUUUGAGGAAUCCAUAUUGGACUGGAGUCUGACAUAGUCAUGAAGCAUGAUCCAUUACUUUUGGGAUGGUGAUUGCUUAAAGGGUAUUCUGUUUGUUCUCAAUCUAUGACUUAUUCUACUAGCAGUUUAUGCAGAUAAGACAAACUUUUAAGCUACUGUAUAACUUUUUUGGAUUUUCAUCGCUUAAAAAGCAUUCUGUUUGUUCUCUUUCUAUGACUUACUCUACUAGAACAUUUUAAGCUACUGUAGGGUAUCUUAUAGCUAAUUCCGCCUGGUGAAAAUCUUUGUGCGCUGCUUACUGAGGAGGGGAAUAAAAUGAUGUUUGUGGG